UUUAUUAAUCAAUGGAAUCCAAAAGGUUUACACCAAGGAUGACAAAUACAUUCACUAUCUAAACAAGUUAAAAUAAGAGUUAAAGCUAUUUUUACAUUGCAAUUUUUACUUGCACACCAAGAUAAACAGAAUCUUUUUUCCCAAGUACCAAGAUAUAUUCUUUUAGAGUGCCAAACUUUAACCCAAUAUCCUUACCAAGGCCAUUUUCCAGUUUUUACCCAUUUCAAAGUAAACCAUUUAAUAUCUUAAUAAUAACGUCUAUAUUCAACUCUAAUUUAAGCUCCACAAUCUGAAGUUUCAAAAGAUUCACCAACAUAUUCCCAACUAAGAAGAUUUCUUUAUGAAUCAAAAUCUUCAAUUUAAUUAAAAUCUUCAAUUUAAAAAUAAUCUAUAUUAUCGAUUUAUGUAUUUUCAUCUUCAUAUUCAUCAUCAAAAGAAAUAACUUCAUCAGGGAAUAGCUCAAGUCCUUAAGAUAAUUCUUAUUCAUUAAUCAUUUACCAAAUCUAUUCGUCUCCACAUUUCACAAAGUGUUAUUCUUCUUCGGUUCUUUUAUUUAUUAUAAUUAGGUUUUCACACAUUAUGUCCUUUUCGUUUAUAUGAGCUUUUUCGACUUUAAUUCUUACAUAUGUGUAAUCGUCUGAUGAUUUUUCGUCUUUCUAAAGCAUAAAAUUGAAUUCUUCAUCUAAUUGUCUAGUGUAAGACUUUUAAGUAUUAAUAUUUUAGUCAGUUUAGAAAGAACAGUUAUAAAGUAAAAAUAUUAAUGUAAUGGAAGCCAUUGAUAUAUAUAAGUAUUUUAAUUUAUUAGGUUUCUUUGUAGAAAUAUUUGGAUGUUCUUAUAGGUUUGCUGUGGAU
Messenger RNA from Ichthyophthirius multifiliis, 852 nucleotides. RefSeq lists its product as hypothetical. The transcript has a single exon. The record is from RefSeq and is a predicted model, not a curated record. The annotation marks the transcript as partial. Lineage: Eukaryota; Ciliophora; Oligohymenophorea; Hymenostomatida.